AGAAAGGUAGAAGACGGACCAACAGCGGUUGCUUUAUUCAACAUUAUCUAUUAAGCUCUUAAUAAUCAUCCUUUUUGAAAAUGGUGAACUCUGGAAACCUGCUGAAGUGUGCGCUGGUCGCCAUUGUGAUUGUGGUUCUGGCUGAUUCUGGAUCAGCUGCUGAGAAGCUUGCAUCCUGCUGUACGUCAGUCACCAGACAGGAGAUAACUGAACCGAUCUUGGGAUACUUGGUCCAGAGACGUAACCCUCCAUGUGUUCAAGCUGUCAUCUUUCAGACAGAAAAGGGUCUAUUCUGCAGCCAUCUGAAAGCUCCCUGGGUUCGCAGCAAGAUUAGGGCAUUUCAGGAAGCUAAAGCUAAAGCUACUCGUCCAUCUGUGGUCUCCACGACUCCUGUCUCCCUGCUCUCCAUCAUCACAUCCACUGCCUCUCCUUCUUCACCCUCCUCCUCCUCCUCCUCCUCCUCCUCCUCCUCCUCCUCCUCCUUCUCCUCCUCCUCCCCCUCCUUCUCCUCCUCCUCCCCCUCCUUCUCCUCCUCCUUCACCUCCCAGAGGCCUGUUGAUGAAACCAAGUAUGAAGAGUAG
Messenger RNA from Scomber japonicus (chub mackerel), 581 nucleotides. RefSeq lists its product as uncharacterized. Gene Ontology annotation, cellular component: extracellular region. The coding region runs from base 81 to 581 and encodes 166 amino acids. NCBI's taxonomy places the organism in Eukaryota, Metazoa, Chordata, Actinopteri, Scombriformes, Scombridae. Gene Ontology annotation, biological process: immune response. The transcript has 4 exons. Gene Ontology annotation, molecular function: chemokine activity. The record is from RefSeq and is a predicted model, not a curated record.